CAGCCAUGUCCACGUGCCGGGAAAUAUGAUUCUGUGAAAAAUUCUGAUUUGGAACUUGAUGUGAUUAAGACGAGACAAAGACAAAAUCACGAACGCAGGUGGGGACCGUCAAUGCCCACAUCUACUGAGAUAUCACACCAAGGUUUUGACGACGUAAACAGACUGAGAAGAUGGGCCACAAGCCGACCAAACCCAUGCCUGACAAGAACCCUGAUGGUCAGCUGUUCAUCUCACCCAAGUACUCCGCCCAUCACAUGGAGCUGCUACACAAGAGCCUGGCGCAGCUCCUGGUGUUUUCCUCCACCCCCCGGGAGACGGCCAUUGGCCGUGCCUUCAGGAGGGUCAUCAAGCAGGUCAUCCCUCAGAUGUUUCAAGUUGGGGAGGAUAUCUUGAUGAAAGGUGAUGAGUGCUCUGGCAUCUACUUCAUCAUGGAGGGAACUGUUGCCGUGGUUACUGAGGAUGGGAUGGAUAUCAUUGCAACCUUAACUUCUGGUCAAUUCUUUGGUGAAGUGUCAACAUUGUACAAGCUUCCUGUGACUGCCAGGGUCAGAGCUGAGAGUCUGUGUGAGUGUCUGGUGUUGGAAGAGGACCAUGUAAGGGAACUUCUCCCUAACAGCAGCAAGGUGGUGGACAUCAUCAACUGGUUUGUGGCCAAGAAGUACAUCCCUACCUCCAGUCAUGUGGACUCAGCCAGGAUCUACAGGAGGACACUGUUGGUGUCAUUACAAGAGCUGCCACUCUUUGAAGGCUGGUCUGAAGUUUCACUGAAAAACCUGGUCUUGUCAGUGUCAGAUGACAGUGUAGUUCUGUAUCCUCAGUCAUCCUUCAUCACCUGUGUAGGAGACCCACCUAACAUCCUUCACAUCCUGCUCAGGGGGAGGGCUGUCAUCUCAGGGAAGUCUGGAGUCUGUGUAGAAACGACAGCCGAGAAAUACCCCAUUGUCAUCGGGGAGACAGGAUUAUUUGUAAAGAAGGCGAGCAUGCUGAAUGUGAUGACAGUGACACAGUGCCAGGUGGUGUCGGUCUCACUGGAGCAUCUGACAGCAUGUCUGGAGCAGGGUGCCACAGGCUGCAGAGAAUUCUGGGAGAGGAGGACAAAGUUGUGGGAGAACUUUGUUCAUCAUCGGGAGAACUUGACUGACAUACACCAGGAUGUGUUGCAGUAUGAGGUGACCUUCCAGUUCCUGUCUAACUCCUCCCUGUUCAAGAACACCACUCUGCCCCUCCUGCAGCAUCUGGUGAUGGAGUCUCACGUCCUGGGUGUCACUGAUGGGGUGAUGGCCUACUCCCAACAUGACUCAAAACAGCGGACAAUUCUACUAGUGCUGGAAGGAAGGCUGGAGGUUACGGAGCUAGCAGCUUCUCCUUUACAGACAGCUGGUUCUCCAUCACAGACAGCUGGCUCUCCAUCACAGACAGCUGGCUCUCCAUCACAGACAGCUGGCUCUCCAUCACAGACAGCUGGUGCUCCAUCACAGACAGCUGGUUCUCCAUCACAGACAGCUGGCUCUCCAUCACAGACAGCUGGUGCUACCACACUGGUAGCAGGCUCCUCACAAAGGACUGGUUCUCCCUCACCAACAACUGGUUCUUCAUCACAGAGGGCAGGUUCUUCCUCACCACCAGUAGGUGUGAAAAGGACAGUGACACAGGGCCAGAUCAUUGCCAAAGUUCCAGGAGUCUCCACCAUGGUCACAUAUAAAAGUGUGGGCAAAUCAUCUGUCAUAAAGUUUUCCACACCAGUCCUCAAACAGGCGUUAAUGAAGUUUGCUGCAACCAAGGGCAAAAGCUGAACUCUACCUAAUCAUUAUCCUUAUGAAGCAUCGAAGGAUGACUCAGCAUAUCUACAUGGCCUUAAAAUGAUUGUGUGUCUUUAUAUCUGAUGUUAGGUGGUGAACAUGGGGGUAUGGUUUUACGCCGCUUUUAGCAAUAUUCAAGCAACAUCUGGGGACACCAGAAAUAGGCUUGACACAUUGUACCCAUGUGGGGAAUCGAACCCAGGUCUUCGGCGUGACGAGCAAACGCUUAAACCACUAGACUACCCCACAGCUCCUUAACACAAAAGUGUAUAUUUAUAUCUGAUGUAUUAGGUGGUUGUUAGCAUGGCCUUAAAACAACUGUGUGUCUUUAUACCAAAUGGGAUAUGGUUGUCAGCAUGACCUUAGAAUGAAGUGUGUCUUCACAUCUGAUGUUAGGUGGUUGUCAGCAUGACCUUAGAAUGAAGUGUGUCUUCACAUCUGAAGUUAGGUGGUUGUCAGCAUGACCUUAGAAUGAAGUGUGUCUUCACAUUUGAUGUUAGGUGGUCGUCAGCAUGGCCUUAAAACAAUGUGUGUCUUUAUAUCUGAUGUCAAGUGGUUGUCAGCAUGGUCUUAAAACAACUGUGUGUCUUUAUAUCUGAUGUCAAGUGGUUGUCUGUAGUCAUGCUGUCAGACAUAUGGGAAUAUCCGCCAAUUGUUCAUCCACAAGCAGACAUACUUCAUCAAGUCGAUAUACGUCAGUUGUUAUGUAAGAGAACUCUGUUCUGUGAAAUGUGGACUUUUUCUUGACUGGAAUAAAAGAUGGAGGUAAGGUGAA
Haliotis rufescens (red abalone) is the source of this 2574-nucleotide messenger RNA. RefSeq lists its product as uncharacterized. Lineage: Eukaryota; Metazoa; Mollusca; Gastropoda; Lepetellida; Haliotidae. Gene Ontology annotation, molecular function: protein-containing complex binding. Bases 171 to 1793 code for a protein of 540 amino acids. The record is from RefSeq and is a predicted model, not a curated record. The transcript has 12 exons.